This is a messenger RNA of Ostrinia furnacalis (Asian corn borer), 630 nucleotides long. RefSeq names its product mitochondrial 2-oxoglutarate/malate carrier protein-like. The coding region runs from base 148 to 630 and encodes 160 amino acids. Lineage: Eukaryota; Metazoa; Arthropoda; Insecta; Lepidoptera; Crambidae. The record is from RefSeq and is a predicted model, not a curated record. The transcript has 3 exons.
AGUUGACAGCUGUCGAAGCCAGCUGGACUUGGGCAAAAGUUUGAAUCUUUUUAUUUCGCGUUAUUUUACAAGUUUGUGAAUGCAGUUAGCUUUAUUUAAAAUAAACUUUACACAAAAUUCAGUGCUGCACAUAUAAAACUAGUCAAAAUGGCGCAAGCAGCAAGUGCACCGCCGAAAGAGCGGUAUAUUCCGAAUGGAUUGAAAUUUGCCUUUGGUGGCCUUGCUGGAAUGGCGGCAACCUGUGUUGUGCAGCCCCUCGACCUGAUAAAGACACGGAUGCAGCUCAGCGGUGGAGGCAGGUCGUCCUUCGCUGUGGCCGGAGAGAUUGUAGCCAGAGAGGGCUUCUUCAACCUGUACACAGGACUCUCCGCUGGCCUGCUCAGACAAGCCACUUACACCACUACAAGACUCGGAGUGUACAAUUAUCUGUUCGAUGCCUACAAAGAGAAAAACGCUGGCGCCGCGCCAGGUUUCGGCACCAAAACUUUGUUAGGGGUGGCUGCUGGCUCCAUCGGGGCGUUCGUGGGGACUCCGGCGGAGGUGGCCCUCAUCCGCAUGACGGCGGACGGCCGGCUGCCUGUUGAACAGAGGAGGAACUACAAGAACGUCGCCGAUGCACUUAUCAGGUAA